AUGGAUGCAGCAGAAUUUAGAGUAAAAGGGAAGGAAUUGGUGGAUUUUAUGGCUGAUUAUUUGGAGAACGUCAGAGACCAGAGGGUUUAUCCCGCAGUGAAACCGGGGUUUCUCAGAAAACUACUUCCGGAAUCAGCUCCAGAGAAACCUGAAAAAUGGGAUGACAUUCUUUCAGAUGUCAAAGAAGUCAUUAUACCAGGAGUAAGAGGGCAUAAAAUGUGGGACCAUGCUUUGAUAAUGAUCCCCAGA
Messenger RNA from Notodromas monacha, 249 nucleotides. The record is from the annotation of a GenBank genome assembly. NCBI's taxonomy places the organism in Eukaryota, Metazoa, Arthropoda, Ostracoda, Podocopida, Cyprididae.